AUGGCUGAAUUCUUUCAAAGUGCUACAAGAUUGAGCAGUGGAGGUAAUAAAUUUGGGAUUGACUUCUACCAACAUACUCAAUGGAGGGUUGGCCUAGGAGCUUUUUUCGAAACUAACCUUCGAGGUAAUAAAGUAGAGGAGUUUAUGAUGAAUGUUUUUAUUGGUUGGGAGUACUAUACCAGUUCAUUUUGUGAGGGUAGAUUGUUGCUGGUUUGGCAUCCUGGGUUUGUCUCUAUAACUAUUCUUCAGGUUACACUGCAAUUUAUGCACUGUCAAGUGAAUUUUAGGGAUAGCAAUCAGCCUUGGCUUAUGGCUGGUGAUUUCAAUGCAGUGUUUGACUAUGAUGAUCGAAUUGGAGGGUGUAUUAUUACUGAGUUCGAAAUGGCUAAUGCUCAACAGUGGAGAGCUCUUGGUUUGGCGGAUGAGAUGCGAUCUAUUGGUUCUCGCUACACUUGGACUAAUAAUCAGGAGGCUGGGGCCAGAAUUUUCUCUAAGUUGGAAAGAGUGUUUAAGAAUAAAUCUUGGAUGGACAUAUUUUAUAACAUGUGGACCGAUCAUAUUGACUUCAGAAAUGUUGUGUUGAGUAGCUGGUAUAAACCUUUACAUGCUCAAGGUUUAUCCUGUAUUAUGAGGAAACUGGAUAGACUUAAGCAUGUGUUGCGUAAGUUCAAUAAAGAGGCAAUUGGAGAUGUGACGAUUAAUUUUUUAGUUGCUAAGGAACAGUUUCAGAUUUAUGAAAGUUUCAUUAGGCAGAGGAGCAAAAUUACUUGGCUUCGCUUUGGCGACGAAAAUUCUGCCUAUUUUCAUGCGUGUUUGAAGCAGAGAAGAGUUGCUAAUAGGAUCACUUCGUUUAUUGAUGAUCUUGGUCAGAUUCAUGAUAAUUUUGAGUAUGUUGUUAGUCACUUUAUUCAUCAUUUUAGAAGCAUUAUGGGUAGUUCUAGCUCAGCUUCCACUGAUAUUCAGCAGACUUGUUUUGUUUGUGGUGCUAUCUUAAAUUUGGACCAGCAACUGGGUCUGUUAAAGCCUUUCAAAAAGAAAGAUGUGAAAGCUGCUUUGUUUCAUAUCAACUGUGUUAAAAGUCCAGGUCCGGAUGGUUUUAGUGCUGGUUUCUAUAAGUUCUUAUGGAAGGAUAUUGGAGAUGAAAUUUCGAAUGUUAUUUUGGGGUUCUUUGAAAAAGGUGAGCUGGCUAAUGAGAUAAAUAAUACUACUCUUUCACUCAUUCCCAAAGUGGAGAAUCCUUCUAAGGCAGUGGAUUUUAGACUGAUUGCUUGCAGUAAUACACUUUAUAAGUGUAUCUCGAAAAUGAUUUGCAUGAGAUUGGCUAGGGUGUUACCAGUUUUAAUUAACCAAAAUCAGGGUGCUUUUGUCCAGAAUCGGUCUUUGGCUCAUAAUAUCUUUAUUUUUCAGGAUCUUAUUAAAGGUUACAAUCGUAGGAAUAUUUCCCCUCGGUGUGUUUUGAAGAUAGAUUUGAGUAAAGCAUAUGAUACUAUUGACUGGCUGUUCUUAGAAAACCUUUUGAAAGCAUUUUGUUUUCCUAGUAAGUUUAUUCAUAGGAUUAUGUUAUGUCUGAGGGGAACUACCUACUCACUUAUGUUGAAUGGAAGGAUUCAAGGGAAGUUUAUUAGGAAAAAAGGGCUUAGACAAGGGGAUGCUAUAUCUCCCUUAUUAUUUGUUCUUGUUAUGGAAUAUCUUACUAGACUCCUUAUUCAAGCAUUGCAUCAUAAGGAUUUCAGAUUUCAUCCCAUGUGUAAAAAUCUGAAUUUGGUUAGUCUGUGUUUUGCUGAAGAUCUUGUGAUGUUCUUGAAAGGGAAUGUUCGCUCUGUCCAAAUUCUUCAGGAUGGUAUUUCUCAGUUUAGUAGAGCUUCAGGUUUAGCUUUGAAGUAUCCCGGUAUCCCUCUCCAUCCUAGAAAGUGGAAGGCUGGUGACUGUGGAAUUAUCAUAAAAAAGAUACAUCUUCGGUUGCAUUCUUGGGUUUUGAAUAAGAUUGCUGAUUGGUUGGGAAUUUCUAUAUGGCCUUCCAAAUUCUGUGAUUGGAUUGCUUGGAUGGAUGGGCGGCCUAAAGGUCUUUCUCAGCGAAUCUUGGCCGCUGCUCCUGCUGCUAUUGUCUAUUUCAUAUGGCUAAAUCGUAACUCAUGUAUUUUUAAUUAUGCAGCUAUUUCUAGUAAUAGGAUUCUUUGUCUGAUUAAGGCUAGCUUAAAAGCUAGAUUGAUGGGUUUUGCUAGGAAGAAGCUGGGAAUUCUUGAGAAGACUUUUCUUGAAUCUAUGAAUCAGUUGUAA
Molecule: messenger RNA, 2277 nt
Organism: Humulus lupulus (European hop)
Lineage: Eukaryota; Viridiplantae; Streptophyta; Magnoliopsida; Rosales; Cannabaceae
Exons: 6
Coding region: 1-2277 (758 amino acids)
Source: RefSeq, a predicted model, not a curated record